AUGGUUCACGUGAUCUGCACGAAAUACUUUGAAAAGGAAAUUGUGUCCAACUGCACCGGACUUGACCGCUUGGCGGCGGACUACAGGCGAAAGUGCUUCGCAUUGAUAUUCGACAGUAUGACACCAGAUGACUGCGACCGGCCUCUCUCCCUCGCAGUGGACACGUUUGCCCGUCAACAAUUUGGCUCCACAGUGGAGACUGUCGUGUCACCCGCGAUAUUUGGAGGCAUUGAAGCAACUAAAUGUGACCGCGCCCUUGCCGUUGACGAUGCGUUGCAAUUGAGUCCACCAAGAUUGAGCACCAAGUUGCAGGUCCAGUCUGCAGUAGACACUGGCAGUACGUGGAAUGCCCCGGCCUACUUGCUCUGCGAUCCGAAGUUGGAAUGGUUCUUCCGUCGCAUUCAUGGAUUCUAG
Messenger RNA from Aphanomyces astaci, 414 nucleotides. RefSeq lists its product as hypothetical. Lineage: Eukaryota; Oomycota; Saprolegniomycetes; Saprolegniales; Verrucalvaceae. The record is from RefSeq and is a predicted model, not a curated record. The coding region runs from base 1 to 414 and encodes 137 amino acids. The transcript is spliced from 3 exons.